Molecule: messenger RNA, 2199 nt
Organism: Nilaparvata lugens (brown planthopper)
Lineage: Eukaryota; Metazoa; Arthropoda; Insecta; Hemiptera; Delphacidae
Product: glucose dehydrogenase [FAD, quinone]-like
Exons: 3
Coding region: 209-2083 (624 amino acids)
Molecular function (GO): flavin adenine dinucleotide binding; oxidoreductase activity, acting on CH-OH group of donors
Source: RefSeq, a predicted model, not a curated record
GUAAGCGUUGAGGCAUAGACUUGUUUUCAUUCUCUCUAAAAUUUCUACAACCUUUAUUACAAAAACGAUCAGUUUUAAAAAGUUAGUUCAUUUGCAGUUGAAUUGUCCUACACGAGCUUUAUCAUGAAAUUGAACUUUCGAGUCUACUUUUUAAGUUAGAAUUUUAUACGUUACAAAUUUCAAGUUAGUUGUUCUUCCUUCACUAACAAUGUACAGAUCAGAUAAGCUGAACCUGCUGUUGGCUAUCCUACUUGCUCUGAUGACGCUUCCCUCGCUGGUCAACAGUCAAGCCAACCCGAUCCUCGACACUGGAGCCGACCUGAUUAUUAACGGUGCGCUUCCGCCCUACGACAAAUUCCCAGAGUCCGACAUCAGCUAUCAGACUUUCGACUUCAUAGUGGUGGGAGCUGGACCAGCCGGCUGCACAGUAGCAUCACGUCUCUCAGAAAUUUCCAGAUUCUCCGUCCUUCUCCUAGAAGCCGGUCCCGAAGAAUCGUUCAUCGGAGAAACUCCUCUGAUAAACGAAGCUAUGAUAACUUCGCCUACCUAUAAUUGGGGGUACAAGAUGGAGAAGGAGGACGGUGUGUGUAGGGGUGGUGUGGGGGGACGCUGUGAUUGGCCCAAUGGGAAAGGGGUGGGAGGGGGGACGCUUGUCAAUGCCAUGGUGUGGACUAGGGGUGACCCCACUGAUUAUGAUAAGUGGGCUGCUUUGGGCAAUGAUGGAUGGAGCUACUCAGACAUACUUCCCUACUUCAUCAAGUCAGAAACCAUGGACAUACCGAGUCUCCGCAACUCACCCUUCCAUGGAACCCGGGGUCCAGUCCAUCUCAACUACCCCAGUUACCAGCACGAUCUAUCGCGAGCAUUCCAGAGAGCUGGCAGGGAAAUCGGACUCAACUACUCAGAUUACAACAACCCCAACGAGAGGAUAGGAUUUUCAAGAAUCCAAGCGUCACUUCACAAGGGCAGACGUUUCAGUGCAGCCAAAGCGUACCUUUGGCCUGCCAGAUAUAGGAGGAAUCUUGUGGUACAGAAAUAUGCGUUUGUCACAAAGAUUAUUAUAAAAAACCGACGAGCUGUUGGGGUGGAUGUGAUACUAGGUAAAAAUUUCGAACAAAAGGUAAAGGUAUUUGCACGCAGGGAAGUGAUAGUCACCGCUGGUGGUUUCAAUAGUCCGAAAUUAUUGAUGUUAUCCGGUAUAGGUCCACAACAACAUCUUCAAAGUCUUGGUAUUCCAGUUAUCCAGAACCUUUCCGUAGGAUACAACCUUCAAGAGCAUGUAUCCACAGCAAGUUUGGCGUUUUUGGUAAAUGUUACUGACGCAGGAUUGCAAUGGGAUCUACCACUGAUACCAACUAUCCAAUCAGUCAAAGAGGUGGCUUUAUUCGGCCAAGGUAGAUACUCAAUUUUGGGGUGUGAGAGUUUUGCUUACGCUCAAACUAAAUACGCCACUGGUAGGGUACCUGAUAUCGAGUUUCUCUUUGUCACAGGCUCUUUAGCGGUAGAUUGUGGCAAGGUUCAGCAGAAAUCAAGGUAUUUGGAUGAAGGUUUCUACAAGAGACAGUAUUCAAACAUCUGCUACAAAACCGCAUGGAAUAUUUGGCCGAUGUUGUUGUAUCCGAAAAGUAGGGGAACUGUGAAACUUAGAAGCAGAAACCCUUUUGAUGAUCCCAUAAUCCAUGGGAAUUUUCUGUCAAACGAACAAGAUUUGAUAACUUUAGUUGAUGCCUUGAAAAUAGUACUAAGAAUCAGUAAAACCAAAGCUUUACAAAAAUAUGGCUCCAAACUAUACUCAAAACCCAUGGAGGGAUGUACACAGUAUGUAUUUGAGUCAGAUGAGUACCUGGGAUGUCUUGUGAGGCAAAUUACCACAAUGUUCCAUCAUCAGUGUGGAACGUGUAGGAUGGGACCAGACAGUGAUAGAGAUGCAGUUGUUGACAAUAGGUUGAGAGUACGUGGUGUGAAAGGUCUAAGAGUUGCUGACACUUCUAUAAUGCCUGAAAUCAUAGCUGGACAUACUAUGGCUGUUGCAUAUGCCAUUGGUGAGAAGGCUGCUGAUAUGAUCAAGGAGGAUAAUCUUUGAGGAUGAAUUAUUUCAAAAUUAUCUAUAUUCAAUUGGACAUGUUGGAUAGAAUGUAUAGAUCAAUGGGAAAUGUAACAAAUGUAUAUCCUAGCUCUGUGACUAUCGAUUGUAAUACA